Lynx canadensis (Canada lynx) is the source of this 629-nucleotide messenger RNA. RefSeq names its product WAP four-disulfide core domain protein 18-like. Gene Ontology annotation, cellular component: extracellular region. NCBI's taxonomy places the organism in Eukaryota, Metazoa, Chordata, Mammalia, Carnivora, Felidae. The coding region runs from base 126 to 449 and encodes 107 amino acids. The record is from RefSeq and is a predicted model, not a curated record. Gene Ontology annotation, biological process: innate immune response; antibacterial humoral response. The transcript is spliced from 4 exons. Gene Ontology annotation, molecular function: peptidase inhibitor activity.
CCUAGAGAGCUUACUUUCUUAUAGACUCGCUUUCCUCUACUGCCUCCCACCCUGUCCUCCUUUCUGCUGACACUCACAGUAUAAAUUGGGGCUGGGCUCUGUGUGUGCAUCACAUCAAAGGCAACAUGAAGACAGGCGCUGUCUAUGUUUUGGUGGGUUUUGUCGCUGUGGGGAUGGAGAUGGCCUGCGUUAGAGGGCAAGAAAGACCUGGAAUCUGUCCAAAGGUACCCCAAGGAGUCUUUGGAAGUUGUGUGGAAAUGUGCUCAGGAGAUGAAUCAUGUCCCCAAAGAAUGAAAUGCUGCAGCAAUGGAUGUGGUCAUAUCUGCAUGUAUGGUGUCCCCCAAGUAGCUGCAUUGAGGAAUGCAGUGGUGACUGGGAUUGUGAUCCAGAUGAACACUGUGUCAGCAAUGGGUGUGGCCACGUCUGUGUUCCAGCCUAAGGACAGAUGAAGAUUUAUCUUAAGGGUCAUCCUUCUCUAAUAAUUUCUCAUCACUUCCUAUCUUCAAAGAUGUGACUGGAACUCCUUGCCCUGGAAGACAGAUGAAAAUGGGGACCUGUGGAUGGAGAUUACAUGUGGUGGGGAAGGAAAAAGAGUCACUUCUUUCAAUAAAUCAUCAUUGUUAAAAGUA